UUUAUUAUGAGAGUGAUAUUGGGUUGAGGUUAUUUUUUCGUAUGAAUGUAAAUACAAAUAAGAAUUAAGACUGAAAAGCUAAAUACAUAUUAGUUUCUUAUUUUGUUAUAAUUAUGGGAACACGAAUUUUACAAAGAAUAGUCUUACCUGGUUUAAUAAACUCUUUUAAAUCUUGUCGCCAAAAUGUUAUACAAGUAAAGGAAGGAAUAGUUUAUCUCAAUCCAAUUAAUAAUGUUUUAAUUAGAAAUUACGCUAAGAAUAAAGAUAAAGGAAAAGAUAAAAAAGGUAAACAUGCCAAAAUAGACAUAAAUCCCGUGUUGAUGUCGGAACUAAUUCCAGUGGAUAAAAUGAAAGAAAGAUGUAUUGCUACUAUUGAUAAAAUGAAGGAAGAUUUUGCGAAAAACCUUUCACUGCGUUCCACAACGGGUUCCAUAGAAUCUUUACCAGUGAAAUUCGAAGGAAAAGACUAUGAAUUACAAGAGCUGGCUCAAAUUGUCCGCAAAAAUCCUAAAACGAUUGUGAUGAACUUUGCAUCCUUUCCUCAAGCUAUACCUGAUGCUUUAAAAGCUAUUUACAACUCUGGACUUAACUUAAACCCACAACAAGAUGGCACCACUUUAUAUGUGCCUGUCCCUAAAGUUACUAAAGAACACAGAGAAGCCUUAGCCAAAAACGCUAAAGCAUUAUACAUAAAAUGCAGGGAUGCACUUAAAGAUGUGCAAAAUGAUUAUCUCAAAAAAGCAAAGAAACAGACUGGAGUGUCUGAAGAUUUAGUUUUCAGUGUUACUAAACAAAUUGCAGCCGUUUGUGAAGAAUAUCAGAAUGAAGCUAAAAAUACCUAUGAAAUAAAACAUAAUGAACUUGUUGGAAAAUGAGUGUUUAACAGCUUGUUACAUUUUCAUUGUUAUUUUUAUAAUUACAAACAUUCAUUAAAAGGAUAA
Messenger RNA from Chilo suppressalis (striped riceborer), 941 nucleotides. NCBI's taxonomy places the organism in Eukaryota, Metazoa, Arthropoda, Insecta, Lepidoptera, Crambidae. The record is from the annotation of a GenBank genome assembly.